UAUCAACAAAAAAUACUUUAUACUAAUUUCAAAUAUUUAAAUUUUUUAUCAUUCUAUCAUGACUUCACUUAAAAUCAUCCCUGCCACCACUAUGGAAGAAUGUUUUGAAUAUCGUCAUAAAAAAUUCGAUCAAAGUAGUCAACGUGUUCGUUCGAAUUCUUUAAGUUCUUCUCAAGGAGACUAUGAGUCCAUCAAAGUGGAGAUUGAACUACUUAAUGAUAAUACCAGCACAACUUCAUCAACAUCUUCGAACAACAUUAACUAUUUAGCAAAAGAAUCGAGCCUAAAAAGAACUCAUAUUGCUCUCAAUAGUGAAGAACAUAACUACGCUAGUAGUUUUCUACCCGAAGCUAAAAGAUCACGUGCCACAUCAUUUGGCAGCAGCAGCACAUACUCACAAGUAUUCUCACCUUUAGCGAUCACACGUCAAACUUCAACACCUUUCAUUAAGGCAGCCAACAUAAGUAAUGCACCCAAUUACAACUCUGUAGUUAUACCCGUAGCCAUCAGACCCCGUUCAUCAUCAUUUGGCAGUACCAGCAGCACUUACUCACAAGCCUAUUCACCUAAAGCCUCCACUAGCAGACGUCAUACAACAACCCCUCUAACUACCACUGCAUCCUCAGCUAUCCCACCUCCAGUUGCAAUUUUACCCAAAAUUAGCGAUGAUACCUUACGCAGCAUUUGUAAAUAUCAUGGUAAUAUGGUAAGGAAAUUCCCCAAAAAAGAACGUUCUGCCAAGGAUCAAGAGAGACGUGAUAAAAAUACCAUUGCCUGUCGCAUGAGUCGACGUGUUAAGAAAUUGGAACAUAUUGCCAUUGAGGAACAAUAUAAGGAAUUUUCUCAACAAACUUUUGACAUCAUUGAGCAGUCGAUGAGAGCCACGGCCUAUUUGCAUGAGUUAAUGCAAUUAACUUCAAAUCAUCAGUUGAAGGAAGUGGAACCUUUAACUAAUAAAAUGUUAAAUAGGUCACCAGAAAAGAAACCCUUUACUAUACCCUUUUUGGUGGGCAAUGAACAAUAAGAAUGGAAGAUGGUUGUAAUAUUGCUUUGAAAUACUUAAAGUGUUAAUCACUGUGUGAUUGUUUAAGAAAUUUAUUAACAUUAAUUUUGUAAAUAAUCAUUUAAUUUUUAAUAUUUAAGUAACUAAUUCUAAGAAAAUUAAUGAGAUAAUUAUAAAAA
Lucilia cuprina (Australian sheep blowfly) is the source of this 1182-nucleotide messenger RNA. RefSeq lists its product as uncharacterized. The record is from RefSeq and is a predicted model, not a curated record. Lineage: Eukaryota; Metazoa; Arthropoda; Insecta; Diptera; Calliphoridae. Bases 59 to 1024 code for a protein of 321 amino acids. The transcript has a single exon.